AUGUCUAGUUAUCUAUGUGAAGAGUUGAUUGUUGAAAUCUUCACAAGAUUACCAUCAAAAUCUCUCCUCCGAUUUAGAUCACUCUCCAAGUUGUUAUAUUGUAUUAUUUGUAGCCCAGAUUUAAUUUGCGUUCACACUUUUCGAUCGCCACAAAAACUCCUCAUCAGACAUAGAAAUCAUUACAAAAAAGAAUACACCGAAAACUUUUAUACAUUACAUUCAGAAGACCAAUUGGCAUGGUGUACCAGUGGUGGAUACCUUGAAAUCCACAUUAGUUUAUGGAAUCCUUCAAUUAGGCGGAAACUAAACCUGCCUGAUUGUCCUCUGAGACGCUUUCAUACUGGGUUUGGUUUUGAUCCAAUCACUGAUGAUUAA
Messenger RNA from Lactuca virosa, 375 nucleotides. Lineage: Eukaryota; Viridiplantae; Streptophyta; Magnoliopsida; Asterales; Asteraceae. The record is from the annotation of a GenBank genome assembly.